Messenger RNA from Symbiodinium necroappetens, 567 nucleotides. NCBI's taxonomy places the organism in Eukaryota, Dinophyceae, Suessiales, Symbiodiniaceae. The record is from the annotation of a GenBank genome assembly.
AUGGGAGGGCACCUGCCGGUCGUCGACCUGGGCGGCCUGGAUGUGGUACAGCUAGCUCUCGGCUUUUGGCACAGCUGCGCACUACUCGCGGGAGCGACCGUCAAGUGCUUCGGCCGCGGCUUUGUCUUGGGCUUGGGAGACACGCGCUGGCAAAAUCGUGGCGACAACCCGGGCGAGAUGGGGUCGGAGCUCCCCGCCCUCGACCUCGGCACGGACUUUGAACCUGUGGAGCUGACUGCCGGGGCUUACCAUACCUGUGCACUGUCACGCCGCGGGACUGUGAAGUGUUGGGGUUACGCUUACCUUCUUGGCCUGGGAUGGUCUGCGGCGGCAGGCUACAUCGGCAGCAGGCCCAAUGAGAUGGGCGAUUCUCUGCCUACGCUGGACUUGGGAGCACUUCCCGCCGUGCAGAUCUCUGCAGGCGUGGUGCACACCUGCGCAGUUUUGGUCGAUGGCUCGGCCAGGUGCUGGGGCGAGAGUGAUCUCGGGCAGCUCGGGCACGGGACGACAGAACCAGGCCACGGUGCUGGAAAGGAGGGAAUUGAUGCCUCUGAACUAAUUGAAUAA